AUGGCUGUCAAGUACAUCCUCUUCGACUGUGACAACACCAUCGUGAAGUCUGAAGACGUCGCCUUCGCAGCCUGUGCCGAGCUCGUAAAUGAAGUCCUGGCCAAACAUGGUAUCAAUGAACAAUUCACCGGAGAGAGUUUGAUCGCCAAAUUCGUUGGUCACAACUUCCGUGGAAUCAUGGAGAUCUUGCAAGAUGACUACAACUUCAAGCUGUCCGCCGAAGAGCUCAACGCUUACGUUUCAACCGAAGUCGACCGUGUCAUCACAAAGCUUCAAGCCAAGGCCGAGCCAUGUGAUGGUUCCAUGGAGGUCUUGACCAAAUUGUACGACGAGAAGAAGUACAAGCUUGCUGUUGUCUCAUCGUCUGCUCUUCGUCGCGUUCAGGUUUCCAUUGCAAAGACUGGACAAGACAAGUUCUUCCUUGCCGACGAAGUCUAUUCCGCUGCGACCUCUCUUCCCAAACCCACCAGCAAGCCUGAUCCUGCCAUCUAUCUCCAUGUUCUCGACAAGUACGAUGUCAAGCCUGAAGAAUGUGUUGCAAUCGAGGAUUCCAUGUCAGGUGCGACCGCAGCAGUUCGAGCAAAGAUCCCCCUCAUCGGCUAUGUUGGGGCCUACCUUACCGACGCAAAGAAGGACGAGAUCACAGACAAGUUUGCUUCCCUCGGAUGUACUGUCGUCAUGCGCCACUGGAGCGAAUUCGAGAAGUGCUUGGCUGCGAUUGAGGCUGGCCGUGUCUAG
This is a messenger RNA of Exophiala bonariae, 738 nucleotides long. RefSeq lists its product as uncharacterized. The coding region runs from base 1 to 738 and encodes 245 amino acids. The transcript has 2 exons. Lineage: Eukaryota; Fungi; Ascomycota; Eurotiomycetes; Chaetothyriales; Herpotrichiellaceae. The record is from RefSeq and is a predicted model, not a curated record.